AAGAGGCGUGGCUUAUGUGUUCCCCUUUCGUCCGCAGUGACCUCUGUCCCUUUAACUAACCGUCGUAAAAGGUUUCCGCCGACGUAAAAUCAGCUUUGCAGGGUUUGGUGUUCAUCCUCGUGCUGCACUUUUGUGGGGAGAAAAUGGCGCUGCUGACUCCUCUGUUCGCGUUUCUGUAUCAUUUACCGCAGGUUUAUAAAUGGCUGUUGAAGCCGUACUACGUGGCGUCGUUUUUUAUGUCGCUAGCUUUCCUGAUGGUCCGCAAGACUCCAGGGAUCUGUGAACAUCUUUCCACACAGAGGGAGGAUGGAAACCCCUGCGACUUCGACUGGAGAGAGGUGGAGAUACUGAUGUUUCUCAGUGCUAUAGUCAUGAUGAAGAACAGAAGAGCAAUAACAGUUGAGCAGCAUGUGGGGAACAUCAUCCUCUUCUGUAAAGUGGCCAAUGUGAUCCUCUUCUUCAGAUUGGAUAUUCGCAUGGGACUGCUCUACCUGACCCUGUGCAUCGUGUUCCUGAUGACCUGCAAGCCUCCUCUGUACAUGGGCCCCGAGUACAUCAAGUACUUCAGUGAUAAGACUAUAGACGAGGAAUUGGAAAGAGAGAACCGUGUAACCUGGCUUGUGGAGUUCUUCGCUAACUGGUCUUCUGAGUGUCAGUCGUUCGCAUCUGUCUACGCUGAUCUGUCCUUGAAGUACAACUGUGCUGGCCUGAAGUUUGGAAAAGUAGACGUGGGCCGCUACAGCGACGUGUCUCAGAAGUACAAGGUGAGUACAUCUCCUCUCUCCAAGCAGCUGCCGUCUCUGGUGCUCUUCCAGGGAGGGAAAGAAGUUAUGAGACGCCCCCAAGUGGACAAAAAAGGACGAGCAGUGUCUUGGAGCUUCACUGAGGAGAACAUCAUCAGAGAGUUUAAUUUAAAUGAGCUGUAUCAGAAAUCGAAGAAACUGAACAAGACGAAAGGAGACAGAAACGAAAAGCCCAGCGAGUCACAGUUCCCCCCUGUACCUGAAGAGGAGGAACCCGAGGCAGACGGUGCAGAGAAAGAGAGCAAAAAGGACAAAUAAGAUUAGAACAAUAGGGCGUCACUGGAACUGGUUGGUUUUUAUACACACGCUGAGCAGUGUGCCCAGUUGUAUGGGAAUAUUUCUCCCCCCUUCCCUUCCUUAAAGGAUCCAUCCAUUAUCAAAUCAAACUUGUACCUAAUGAAUGGAAUUGAAGAGCAGUGAAUAAUGCUGUUUAAGAACCCAUAACCAUCCACAGCCAUCAUUUAGGGGUAAAUGAGCCUGCCAACAGCAGGUGAGCCAGCAGUGUUUGUUUUAUUUUAACUACAUCUACCAAUUUCAUGCCUCCUACCUCUAAAGAGUUGAUUGUUCUUGACUAAUUUAUAGAUGUUUUGUAGAUAGUUGCUUUUAAAUGACUACUGAUGGAAUGCUAAUCAUCUCCUUUUUUUGUGAACUCGUGCCUACGUUUUCCUUUCGUCAUGCAUUCGGUAACAAAAGGUCCAGUAUCAGUACAUUUCAGAUGUAACAGACUUGUUUUCUCUGAAGGUGCUGCAAUUGUUGGCACAACAGCUCUGUUUGAAGAAUGACCAAAGCAUCAAAUGUUAUACCCUUCCCCCCCAAAAAAGCCUUCAUGUUCUGGGCACAGACCUCUUAUUCUAGCAUCCCUUUGUCUUAAAUAUCUUACUAAUUUAGCUUCCCCCCCCCCCAAUCUCAUGAAAAAAAUGGGAGCCUGUGGGCAGGUUUGGCAUUUUUGCCAAACGAACCCUUUACUGUUCUGUUUUCCUUGGGGUCAUCCUGCAGUGAGUGGACUUGCAUACCUGCACUUAUAGGGAACAUAAUUUUAGUUAGCUUGCCCACAAAAAAACUGUAUGCUGCAUGUACCCUAGUGACUAACUGAUUCUGACUUUACUCCAAACCACAAUUACUGUAUAGUGUCUUAACUCAAUUGCAGAUGGAUGUGACAGAGUGUGUGUACUGUGAGAGGUUUUGGCUGAAUGUUGACAUUCCAAUAAAAAGUCAUCUUGCAUAGUU
Molecule: messenger RNA, 2030 nt
Organism: Neoarius graeffei (lesser salmon catfish)
Lineage: Eukaryota; Metazoa; Chordata; Actinopteri; Siluriformes; Ariidae
Gene: tmx2b
Product: thioredoxin-related transmembrane protein 2b
Exons: 8
Coding region: 144-1061 (305 amino acids)
Biological process (GO): brain development
Cellular component (GO): membrane-bounded organelle
Molecular function (GO): disulfide oxidoreductase activity
Source: RefSeq, a predicted model, not a curated record